Colias croceus (clouded yellow) is the source of this 1660-nucleotide messenger RNA. It is a transcript of the gene Fen1, whose product is annotated as flap endonuclease 1. The record is from RefSeq and is a predicted model, not a curated record. The transcript has 8 exons. Gene Ontology annotation, cellular component: nucleus. The coding region runs from base 114 to 1256 and encodes 380 amino acids. Gene Ontology annotation, molecular function: RNA-DNA hybrid ribonuclease activity; manganese ion binding; 5'-3' exonuclease activity. NCBI's taxonomy places the organism in Eukaryota, Metazoa, Arthropoda, Insecta, Lepidoptera, Pieridae.
CGCCACAAUUUACAACGUCAAUUCAACAAAGGCAUGGGAACCCGUAUUUUUCUGUUUUCAAAAAGAAAUUGUUUUGAAUUUAUGAUAUAGUGCUAAUAUUAUUCGGAAUCAAGAUGGGUAUUAUAGGUUUAUCUAAAUUAAUUGCGGAUAUCGCACCUCAAGCUGUUAAAGAAAUGGAAAUUAAAAAUUACUUUGGUCGUAAAGUGGCUAUUGAUGCAUCUAUGAGUUUAUAUCAGUUUUUAAUAGCAGUAAGAAGUGAAGGAGCUCAACUAACAUCAGUUGAUGGUGAGACAACGUCACAUCUCAUGGGGACCUUCUACAGAACCAUCAGGCUGGUAGAGAAUGGCAUCAAACCUGUGUAUGUAUUUGAUGGCAAGCCACCAGAAAUGAAGUCACAUCAGUUGAACAAACGAGCUGAGAGACGGGAGGAAGCGGAGAAGGAACUGCAAAAGGCUACUGAAGCUGGUGACCAAGCAUCCAUGGAGAAAUUCAACCGUCGGCUAGUGAAAGUGACAAAGCAGCAUGGAGAGGAGGCUCGGGAACUAUUGAAGCUCAUGGGAGUGCCUGUUGUGGAGGCACCUUGUGAGGCUGAAGCCCAGUGCGCUGCGAUGGUAAAAGCUGGCAAAGUAUAUGCCGUAGCGACAGAGGAUAUGGACGCAUUGACCUUUGGUUCCAAUGUAUUAUUGCGACACCUGACGUUUUCUGAAGCCCGUAAAAUGCCAGUCCAGGAGUUCCACCUUGAUCAAGUGUUGAGUGGCCUGGAGUUGAAUCAUAAUGAGUUCAUAGACCUCUGCAUUCUCCUCGGCUGUGACUACUGCGGUUCGAUCCGCGGCAUCGGCCCCAAACGAGCCAUAGAACUAAUACGACAACACCGUAGUUUGGAAGAAGUGCUCCGUAACAUAGACACUAAGAAAUAUGUGCCACCUGAAGAUUGGGACUUUAGUAACGCGAGGAGACUGUUUCUGGAACCGGAGGUUAAGGAUGCUGCAGAGAUUGAAUUAAAAUGGACAGACCCAGAUGAAGAUGGUUUAGUAAAGUUCCUGUGUGGAGACAAACAGUUCAAUGAAGACAGAGUGAGGAAUGGCGCUAAAAAACUACUGAAAGCUCGCUCUGGUACUACACAGGGAAGACUUGAUGGGUUCUUUAAGGUAUUAUCAACAACACCGAAUCCAAAACGUAAAGCAGAAGAAGACAAAAAGAACGCAAACAAAAAAGCAAAAACUGGCGGCGGUCGAGGAAGGGGAAGAGCGAAAUAAAUAAUAUUUUAAUAUUUCCAAGGACUGCAUUAUGAGUGUUUCUUUGGGCUGGUUCCUACAGGCUACAAUAUAAAACUGACCAAAAUAAUUAAUAUAAGCAUGCCUUUUUUGUCUAAAAUUAAAAACGUAAAAAUUGUCAUGACAAAGCUUUUGUUUUUACAAACCCCAGUUCCUUAUAAUGACGAAUAAACUGACCGUAAAAUUACGCAAAUAUCAAGAUAAUUGACACACAAUCAUUGUUUGAGUUAGUAUCUUUAAUAUAUUAUUGUGUAUUCUGAUUUCUGAUUGACUAUAAAGUGUAUGUAAAAAGCAAAAUUUGACUGGAAUUACUGGCACUUAAGAUUAUUUGUAUUGAUAUUUCUGUAAAAAUCUGAUACAAAAUAAAUACAUUCUUUAAUUGUAAA